AGAGAUGCCAAAGGCCAGUACCUGUUUGAUCUCCUUUGCCACCACCUGAACCUACUUGAGAAAGACUACUUUGGGAUUCGUUUUGUGGACCCGGAUAAGCAGCGGCAUUGGCUGGAGUUUACAAAGUCAGUGGUAAAGCAGCUAAGAUCCCAGCCGCCAUUCACCAUGUGCUUCCGUGUGAAGUUUUACCCUGCUGACCCCGCUGCCCUGAAAGAGGAAAUAACCAGGUACUUAGUCUUCCUGCAGAUCAAAAGGGAUCUCUACCACGGCCGUCUUCUCUGUAAAACAUCGGAUGCCGCCUUGUUAGCAGCCUAUAUCCUUCAAGCGGAGAUUGGGGAUUAUGACCCGGGAAAACACCCUGAAGGCUACAGCUCCAAGUUCCAAUUUUUCCCGAAACAUUCAGAGAAACUGGAAAAGAAAAUUGCAGAGAUUCACAAGACCGAACUCAGUGGUCAAACACCAGCAACUUCGGAGCUGAAUUUCUUAAGAAAGGCCCAGACAUUAGAGACCUAUGGAGUGGACCCUCACCCGUGUAAGGAUGUGUCAGGAAAUGCUGCGUUUCUGGCCUUCACUCCUUUCGGGUUUGUUGUUCUUCAAGGAAACAAGAGGGUCCACUUCAUUAAAUGGAAUGAGGUGACCAAGCUGAAAUUUGAAGGAAAGACUUUCUAUUUAUAUGUAAGUCAGAAAGAGGAAAAAAAGAUUAUUCUCACAUAUUUUGCUCCAACUCCAGAAGCCUGCAAGCACCUCUGGAAAUGUGGGAUUGAGAACCAAGCCUUCUACAAGCUGGAGAAGUCAAGCCAAGUCCGCACAGUGUCCAGCAGCAAUUUAUUCUUCAAAGGGAGCCGGUUCCGAUACAGUGGCCGGGUUGCAAAGGAGGUAAUGGAGUCAAGUGCCAAGAUCAAACGGGAGCCGCCAGAAAUACACAGAGCAGGGAUGGUCCCUAGCAGAAGCUGUCCUUCUAUAACCCAUGGCCCACGACUGAGCAGCGUCCCCAGGACACGAAGAAGAGCUGUGCACAUCUCAAUCAUGGAAGGCCUCGAGUCCUUACGAGACAGCGCCCAUUCCACACCAGUGCGGUCCUCUUCCCAUGGGGACACCUUCUUGCCUCACGUGAGAAGCAGCCGGGCAGACAGCAAUGAGCGUGUAGCUGUGAUCGCGGAUGAAGCCUACAGCCCUGCAGACAGCGUGCUGCCUACCCCUGUAGCGGAGCACAGCCUGGAGCUGAUGCUGCUGUCGCGGCAGAUCAACGGAGCCACGUGUAGCAUUGAGGAGGAGAAGGAGUCAGAGGCCAGCACCCCGACUGCAGCAGAGGCGGAGGCCCUGGGAGGAGAGCUGAGGGCCCUGUGUCAGGGGCACGGCGGGUCAGAGCAAGAACAGGUGAAUAAGUUUGUUUUAAGUGUUCUCCGUUUGCUCCUUGUGACCAUGGGACUCCUCUUUGUUUUGCUCCUCCUCCUGAUCAUCCUUACUGAGUCUGACCUUGACGUUGCUUUUUUCCGAGAUAUCCGCCAGACCCCUGAGUUUGAACAAUUCCACUAUCAAUACUUUUGUCCCCUCAGGCGAUGGUUUGCCUGCAAAAUCCGCUCAGUGGUGAGCCUGCUCAUUGACACCUGAGAAGGCAGGACUCCUCCCAAUAACUAGCCAGGUGGACCAAGGAACCCGGCUACCUAUUCCCAGCAAUGGGACCCAUCGUGGAACCAUCGGCACACACACCAAGUUCUCUCAUGACUCAAAGUCCACUGCAGCCUAGGAGGGUUGUUUCCCAGAAGAAGAAAGGAUAUAGGCUAAUGCUCUGUAAACUGGGAAAAUUCAAUUUCUUCAGAGGCUCUUCCAAGAAAGGCUCAGCAACUCAAUGUUUCUCAUCCUUCAAUAUGCAGGAUAAUUUUUGGUUUCAAACUUUAAUUUUUCAUAGAUGUGUAUUAUUUUGAAAUUAUCCAAAUAAAAGUCAUUUAUUUUACUAUACUGAUUAUUGCAGUAGUGUCACCCAGUAGAUGGGACACUAGCUGAAGACUCAGACUGUUGUCCUCUGUACCCUGCAAUUUUCUCACUGGUGCCAGUGGGUUCCGGGAGACCCAGCAGGGCAGGCCAGGGCUGUGGACAGGCAGGAAGGAAUGGCUUCCUUGCCAGAGAGAAAGGUUUAACAAAGUAAACUGUGUAGAAUGAUUAAAUAGAAAGUUGCUUCUUACGACAGUCUGAGUUGGAUUUUCUUUUCCUUUUGUUUUUUCAAAUCUGAGCAGAGUGGGCAUCUGAAGGGACCACCACUGCAGCAGCAGCAGCAGAAGGGGUGGGGUAAGUCUGUUGUUCCCUUAGACUAGAGCCUAGUGGGCAUCUGAGUUCUAUUUAAUUUUUUUUCUGAAGAACCUCAAGACUUCUAGUACUUCUGGGGUGUUAAAGUGGCGCCAGAGUAUGCUGUCAAAUGUCCGAUGGCAGUUCCGAGAGCCUUGUGCUGUCACCCACGAGCCCACGGGGCUGCAGGCAGCCCUGCUUGUCGUGCACAGUGUGCCCCCUCCAAAAAAAAGACUAUUUCAAGCUCUAUUUUAACAGCAAAAUGUUAUUUUCCUAUCUAUUCAUAUUUUGUUUUUACUUUAUGAAUUAAAAGAUGCAAGAUCUGAGGAAGGCGUCGGGAAGCAGCAGCAGCUUUGGAAGGGACCAGCAAACACUGAGCAGAAUCUCUAAGCAAUGCCUACGGGCCACAGAAUUUGACCGUGGCGGAGACUAACACUUACUGUAGGAGUGCCACCCUUAGAGUCAACCUCUGCUCCUGGAAACAAGGUCAAGGAGUACU
Apodemus sylvaticus (European woodmouse) is the source of this 2782-nucleotide messenger RNA. It is a transcript of the gene Frmd5, whose product is annotated as FERM domain containing 5. Gene Ontology annotation, cellular component: cytoskeleton. Bases 166 to 1611 code for a protein of 481 amino acids. The record is from RefSeq and is a predicted model, not a curated record. NCBI's taxonomy places the organism in Eukaryota, Metazoa, Chordata, Mammalia, Rodentia, Muridae. The transcript has 13 exons.